Molecule: messenger RNA, 1364 nt
Organism: Sinocyclocheilus rhinocerous
Lineage: Eukaryota; Metazoa; Chordata; Actinopteri; Cypriniformes; Cyprinidae
Product: sodium/bile acid cotransporter 4-like
Exons: 4
Coding region: 1-1110 (369 amino acids)
Biological process (GO): bile acid and bile salt transport
Cellular component (GO): membrane
Molecular function (GO): bile acid:sodium symporter activity
Source: RefSeq, a predicted model, not a curated record
AUGGAGACCUCCAGCAGCGUGCCGAGCACCGCGCUCACGCAACUCCUGAACUUCACAGAGGAUCCCGUCAGCUUCUCAGAGAGUCCUUCCAUGGCGGGGUUACGCGCCACAGAAGAGCCGCUUUCACCCGUGCUCAGCAGCUUCAGGACUGAUGCGGCUCCAGCGGGGCUCCUGGCGGAAGAAGAAGAAAACAAAACGAGUCUUAGUAGACUUUUCACCCACCUCAUCUCCUUCCUCCUGGCUCUGGCCUUCUCCCUCAACGAUGUGGCCGCUAUGGCUGUGCUGCUGUGCGGCUGCUGCCCUGGAGGAAACCUCUCCAAUAUCAUGUCACUGCUGGUCAACGGGGAGAUGAACCUCAGCAUCAUCAUGACCAUCUCGUCCACUAUUCUGGCGCUCGUGCUCAUGCCGCUGUGUCUGUGGAUGUACAGUCGCGCGUGGAUCAACACACCUGUGGUGAACCUUCUGCCCUUCGGCGCGAUCAUUCUCACCCUCUGCAGCACCCUCAUUCCCAUCGGGCUCGGGGUCUGGCUUAGAUACCGCUAUACUCGAGUGGCAGAAAUCAUCAUCAAGGUGUCUCUGUGGUCUCUCCUGGUCACUCUGCUGAUGCUCUUCAUCAUGACUGGAACUAUGCUGGGUCCGGAGCUGCUGGCCACCAUCCCUGCCUCCGUCUACCUGGUGGCCGUACUCAUGCCCAUGGCCGGCUAUGCGGCAGGAUACGGCCUGGCGACGCUCUUCGAUCUCCCCCCCAACAGUCGGAGGACUGUGUCUUUAGAGACGGGCUGUCAGAACGUGCAGCUCUGCACGGCCAUCCUGAAGCUGGCGUUCCCUCCGCAGCUGAUGGGAGGCAUGUAUAUGUUUCCUCUGCUGUACGCGCUCUUCCAGGCAGCAGAGGCUGGCGUCUUCAUUCUGGCUUACCGCAUGUACAGGAAAGAGGUAUUACAUAAACAGGACCUCAUGGAGGAUGACGAGGAUGAUACAAACAUAUCCUACAAGAAAAUGAAGGAAGAAGACGUGCCGUUUGAUUCUACGUAUGGUGCGGUGACAGUGAGUGACCCCAACGUCAUCGUGUUGGAGUCACAGGAUGGUGCUGGAAGCCCCACACCUGUAUAAGGGAACAAAAACAAAAGACUUGAGACUCACUAUAGACACUGGACCUGAGUAUUUACAAUAGGAUUUAUUCAUGCCAUCACUCACUGUUGAAUUUCUUACUAAUCACUCACAGCAUUAUAACUAAUAUGUGCCAAAAAUGAUUGCAAGACUGUGAAAAUGGAAUCUAAUAUCAUGACACACUAAACGCACUAGCCAAAUAUUACCAUUCAAUGGAAUUUUUCUAAAAUUAGUAUAAAAUAUAUUUAAAACAUUAG